Molecule: messenger RNA, 5335 nt
Organism: Bursaphelenchus okinawaensis
Lineage: Eukaryota; Metazoa; Nematoda; Chromadorea; Rhabditida; Aphelenchoididae
Source: the annotation of a GenBank genome assembly
AUGACAUUGGAAGUGUUGGACAAUGACAAAGUGUUAGUUUCAAGGUUUUUUAGUCGAAAUAAAAAAAUUUUUUUAAAAUUUUUGGUUUUUUCAGCUAAAAAUUUAAAAUUUUCAGCAAAAGAUGGGAAAACAAUCAGCCAUUGCUUCAGUUCGCGGAGAGUUUGUCACCUUCAGUUGCGGCCCAAGUUUUAAAUGAUUCUACAUACUUUGCUGAAGUACAUUGGCCAAACAAAUGUAAAACAGUAAGUAAAUUUAUACCUCACCCCUACCCCCUUCCAGUAGCCUACCCUAUCGUUAAUAUUACUUUCUACCCCACAAUCAUUUUCAGUUCGAAUACGCGUGUCUGAUCACUUUGUACGGUAUCUUCUUAAACACUGCAGAAGACGACGCAGGAUCCGUAGCAUGUGCACCAUGCAAAGAUUAUAACGAUGUACUACAACGUAUCUACGAACAAGGACCAAGUAGAAGAUUUUACGAAGCAAUUGGCUAUGUUUACCUUAACUUUAAAGUGGUAUACGAUGGAAAACUGGCAAGGCUGAUGCUGACAAGUGGUCAAGACAAACUAACAAUGGAUGUGACAGUCGAAACGACGCAGGGAGUCGAUCAGAAGGUAAGAUAUUGGUUGAAAAUGGUGCUUGAGCUCCGAGUUUUGAAAAAAUUUUAAAAAUUGACGGUUUAGGUAACAAAUUUUGAAAAAUUUUUGAAAAAGUUGAUUUUGGGUAACAAAUUCUUUAAAAAAUUGAUUUUUAGGUAAAAAAUUUUAGAAAAAGUGACCUUUAGAUAACAAAUUUUAGAAGAAGUUACUUUUAGGUAACAAAAUUUAGGUAACAAAUCUGUAAAGAUUGAUAUUUAGGUAACAAAUUUAGAAAAAAAGUGGAUUUUAAGUAACAAAUUUUGAAUAAAGGUUGAUUUUGGGUAAAAAUUUUUAAAAAAAGUUAAUUUUAGGUAUUAAAUUAUGAAAAAAUUGGUUUUUAGGUAACAGAUUUUAGAAGAAAUGAUUUUUAGGUAACAAAUUUAAAAAAAAUUGAUUUUUAGGUAACAAAUUUAGAAAAAGUUGAAUUUAGGUAACAAAUUUUAUAAAAAACCGGUUUUAGGCAACAGAUUUAGAAAAAAUUGAUUUUUAGGUAUAAAAUUUUGUUUUUCAGUAUGUGGGCAUUUUUAUUGUCGUAAGACCGAAUUCGCUUUAUGCAUCGGUCUUGAACUGCACCAUUUCAUAUAGUUUCGUACGCGACGAUCAUCCGUCCAGCUUUUGCGAGGACGCGGACGCAAAAUAUACUUUGAGGAGAGAUACAGCCGCGAAGUUCAUUAAUGUAAGUACUUUUUAUCUUCUUAUCACUCUUUUAUGGUGGAAUACGGUAGGUUACGGUAGAGGUAGGUACGGUAGAGGCAGGUACUGUAGGUUACGGUAGAGGUAGGUACGGUAGAGGUUGAUACGGUAGAUUAUGGUAGAGGUAGAUACUGUAUGUUACGGUAGAGGUAGGUACGGUAGAGGCAGUUACUGUAGGUUACGGUAGAGUUAGAUACUGUAGGUUACGGUAGAGUUAGGUACGGUAAAUUACGGUAGCAGUUGAUACGGUGAUUACUGUAGAGGUAGAUAGAGUAGGUUACGGUAGCAGUUGAUACGGUGAUUACGGUAGAGGUAGAUAGAGUAGGUUACGGUAGAUGUCGAUACGGUAGGUCACGGUAAAGGUAGGUACGGUGGAGUUAGAGUUGCGUUACAAAUGAUAGAGUACUGUGAUGCAGUAGGGUAGAAUAGGAUCCAAUACGAUACGGUAGGAUAAUGUAGAGUAGAUUUGGGUAGGGCAGGGUAAUUUUGCUUUAUUUUAGCUCCGUUGCUACUUCCGCGACACAAGAGACUACCCGCUCUUCACAAUCCCCCAAGCCCUGAAUAGAGUCAAUUUCCUGUAUCAACCGUGUGAAGAGCCAUACGCUAACAAAACCUGUAUGUCACCGUUCAUUGGCGGAUUCUUGUCAUCAUGUAGUUUUACAUUCAUCGAGGCCGGCAAUCAAGAAUUCUAUUGUGGUGGAUUUUUUAACUUUUUGGAGGGCAAUCGCAGUCUUGGUGAGGGUUAACUAAAGGAUCUUUGAGAAAAUGUAAAAUUAGGUAACAAAUUUUAGAAAAUAAAGUUUAGGUACAAAUGUUCGAAAAAGUCGACUUUAUUUUAGAAAAAAUCGAUUUUAGGUAACAAUUUAUAGAAAAAAUGAAUUUUUAGGUAACAAUUUUAGAAAAAAAUGAAAUUUUAGGUAAUAAAUUUUUGAAAGUUGAUGUUUAGGUAACAAAUUUUAGGAAAAGUCGAUUCUAGGUAACAAAUUUUUGAAAGUUGAUGUUUAGGUAACAAAUUUUAGGAAAAGUCGAUUCUAGGUAACAAAUUUUUGAAAGUUGAUGUUUAGGUAAAAAUUUUAAAAAAAUCGAUUUUAGGUAACAAUUUUAUAGAAGAAAUGGAUUUUAGGUAACAAUUUUAGAAAAAAAUGAAAUUUUAGGUAAUAAAUUUUAAAAAGUUGAUACUUUAGGUAACAGUGACAUUGUGAGUAACAAAUUAUGGAAAAAAGGAGUUUUGUAAUAAAUUUUUGAAAAAUAGAACUUCAGGAAACAAUUUUUUGAAAUCUGAUUUUUAGGUAACAAAUUUUAUAAAACUGAAAUUUUAGGUAACAAUUUUUUUCAAUUUUUACUUUUUCAGAUUCCUCGAUAGCAACAGCUAUCAUAUUUUCGAAAUCAUACACUGAAAAGUACAACAAAUUCACAUGUGGCUUAUUCAUGUCUGACGUACGAUUUUAUGGAGACGACGCAAUUUUCCACAAAAUCAAUAUUGGAUGUCUGUGCGCUAUAACGGCCGAAAAUCGAUUUUGCGACAUGGCGUUGUCCACGACCGCGCCUAGUCUCAGCAUACCGGUAGGGGUUUGGAUUUUAAAUUUUUUUUAUUUUGGUGGGUAUGGUAAAUUAUUUUUAUAUUUUGGGGAGUGGUAAGGUUGCUUGGGGUACAGUAGCGAAAUUCAAAGUAAUUUUUUGGCUAAGGUACGGUAAUGUUGGCUAGUAUACAUACGGUAGGGUUCUCUAGAGUAGGAUAGGGUCUCUUACGGUAGGGUAUGGUAGGAUAAGACAAGAUAAACUACGGUAGGGUAAGGUAGGAUAUGAUAAGGCAGAGUAUGAUCGUUUGGGUACUGAACUUCACGGGGGGUUUCUCUAAGGUACGGUAAGUUUGCCUAGUAGACGGUAGAGUUUUUUAAAUUACGAUAGGAUUGUAUAGAGGUUAUGGUGAGAUAUUUUGUAGGUACCGUAUUCUACCUUAGAUUACGGUAGGUAAGGGUAGUGAAGUAGGGAAGGAUAGGACAAUGUAGGGUAGGAUAAGGUAGAGUAGGGUAGGAUAGGGUAGGGUACGGUAGAGUGAGUUAAGGUAGGGUAGGGUACUGUAGGGCUCAUACGGUAGUAAACUUUUUUGAAAUUUCAGAACACCACUUGUACUCUAGAUGCAAAAAGCCUCUACACAGGACCGCCGGCCUAUUGCUAUGUUAAGGAUGAGGAGUAUGGCGUGACGGAUAACGUACAAACGGGAAGUGUCUGCUACAUGUUGAAUGACCGUAAUCUAGCGUUUUGUGUUCCAACGUGAGUUAUUUUGUGUAUUUUUGAUAAUAUUUACGCUAUAUUAUGCUACUAAGCUUUUUUAAAUUAUUUUAGAGAAUUGAUACAGAAUGCCAAAAUAGGAAAAUUUGGCGGGAAUUUGAAAAUUUAAAUUUUUUAGGUUUAAUAUUUGUUUAUAAGCAUUUUUAAUUGUCUUAUUUGGGCUUGCUAGUGCUUUUUAGAACGGUUUAAUGCAUUAAAACUGAAUGCCAAAUUUGGCGGGAAAUUUGAAAUUUAAAUUCUUGCAAAUUUUUUUGUGAAAAUGAUAUUUUUGAUCGUUUACAUUGAAUUAUUCUGGCCAUGUGUGAUUUUUUGGACAUCUAUAACAUGCUGAAACAGAAUGCUAAAUUUGGCGGGAUUUUUAGAAUUUAAAUUUCUGUGCCCUUAGGGUUAAAGUCGUGGAAGUUGGGGUUAAAAUAAGUCAUUUAGAAUAAUUUUUAUUAUUUUUCAGGAAGCAGAAUUGUGAAUGUUGUUGUUUCACCGCCAAACACGACAAUUGUAACAGUUUGUUCGCGAUUGGCAAGGCAUUCGAAAGCCAAUACCUGGUCUGUAUGUGGGAACUACAAUACGGACCAUUUACAACAUACAUACCUAAUUUCUUGGUAAGAAUUUUUACUUUGAUUUGUGGUUGAUAAGUUAGGAUUUUAACUUGGGCAGGGUAGGGUACUGUAGGAUACGGUGUGAUAGGUUAAGGUAAGGCAGGGUACGGUAAGGUAAGAUAUAGUAGGAUACUUGGAUACGGUGGGAUAGGGUAGGGUAGAGUAGAAUAGAGUAGGAUACGGUAUGCUGAGUAGGUGAUCGUACCCUUACAGUAGCAAAUACAAUUGUAUUUUAAUAUGAUUCCAGGCCUUUAACUCCUUUUGGCUCUACGCUGAUGAACUAGUCUUCUCCACCUCUGACAUAAUGGACUUUAAUCGAGAAUUUGAGAAACUCUACGGAUUCUUCGUACUCGAUAUGAAGACUUUAAAAGUCAUAAGGACUGGUAAAUUGGUUUCAAUUUUUUUUCUUAUCUUUUUAUUUUAUUGUCUAAAAACGUGAUUUUUUAAAAAUUUUUUGCCUAAUGUAUGGUUUUUAGGGUUUUAAUACCUAAAAAUAUGAUUUUUUUGAUUACUUGCUACAUAAAAUUAAUUUGUUGUAACCAAAAUUAUGGUUUUUUUAUUUUUGUUAACCAAAAAUAUAAUUUUUUGAUUAUCAGUUACCUAUUAAAUAUUUUUUUUAAUAAUGUUACGUAAAAAAUAUUUUUUUUAUGAUUUUGUUACCUAAAAUGUGGGUCUUUGAUUAUUGUUACUUAAAAAUCUGAUUUUUCGUAUUUUGUUACCUAAAAUAUUUUUUUACUAUUUUUUAACUAAAAUAUUUUUUUUUGGUUAUUUGUUAUCUAAAAUAUGAUCUUUUAGAUGAUUUGUUACCUAAAAAUGAUUUUUUUCUAUUUUUUUUACCUAAACUAUGAUUUUUUAAUUAUUUGUUACCUAAAAUAUUAUUUUUUCAAUUUCAAAAAUUUCAAAAACCGCAAUUCCAGGUAUCUACAACCCAGUCCAACACAGCUACGCAGCCGCUCCCGGUUUUACGGACCACGCUGCCAUAAAUCGCUAUUACAACAGGAGAUGCGGCAAUGUGAGAGAGUGGACUUUGGGCGAGAUCUCGGGACAACAUAGAUGCUUCUACAAGGACAAGUUCACCAUGGAAUGCUGUACCUCCAAAACUUUUGGGGGUAGGGUAUGA